This is a messenger RNA of Lineus longissimus, 2670 nucleotides long. RefSeq lists its product as uncharacterized. Lineage: Eukaryota; Metazoa; Nemertea; Pilidiophora; Heteronemertea; Lineidae. The transcript has 2 exons. Bases 200 to 1381 code for a protein of 393 amino acids. Gene Ontology annotation, molecular function: oxidoreductase activity. The record is from RefSeq and is a predicted model, not a curated record.
AUGAAGAAGACAGUGAACCUAACCACAACCGACGCACAGCCGAGUGGUUGUCCGAUUAGUUCCGAGUUCCGAGCGCAAAACUAGGCCACAACAGUAGCGGAAUGGAAAUAUUGUUAUCAAGCAUAUCGGCUGUGGAUUGCUGAGAGAGACGGAUAGGAUAGUUGAGAAGCUGUUCAAAUUCGCUGGUACUUCUAUCACCAUGAGUUGGCUACAAAAAGUUCUGGAAGAGCAUUCCACGAAGCGAUACUAUGUAGAAUAUCGUCGGUAUCUUUCCAACCACAUUUCUCAUGGCAUCGUAGCGCUGGAGAGACUCGGAGCAACAGAGGACCGAACAAGGCAGUGGAUCAAAUGGUAUGCCGAAGCGAAACUAGCAGAGAAACCCCGUGAGGAUGACCACGUCGAUGAUGACCCGAUUACUCCGGAAGAACUGGAUGACGUCACUGGAAAAAGGGGCCGGUUCUAUUCCAUUUUGAAUUACUAUGCAAAGAAACUGGAAGACUGCAAAGGAGAUGUUGACACCCUGGUGAGGAAUGAGUUCCCACAAUUGUCGAAUGGGCUUCAGGCCACCCUACUGCAUUCGAUGAUUCAGCUGGGAUACGGGUAUGAGGCAAAGCAGCCUCGCAUCAUCCUGGAGGGGGUGGCCUACCUAAGGCAUUCCUAUAUCCCUAUCGUCUUUGAUAAAAACGCACCAGCAAACGAUAUAAAUAAGUUUGGAAAGGGUAACACCGACAUAGUUGAUGUUCUGAAAGCUCUCAAGCGUGAUGAUGAACUUUUUGAGCACAUGGAAAAGAGGUCCAUUGAAUUAGAAGCUGGUUGGGUCUCGAGCAAACCGCAGUACCAGAUCCGGGCCUUAACCGAAAAAGGAGACAAGUUGAUUGGUUAUGCAAAUCAAAUCAAAGUACCAUCUGACCGGCUUUCCGACCCUGUGCGAGUUGCUGAUUGGUUACUCGACCAAAUCAUCACAGUUUUUACCAUGGCCGAAGAUGAGCGCCGAAAUGAUUUUGUGUUGCUUCACGGUGUAACAUGUACCUGGAGUGUCCGACAGAUAGUUCCUCUUCUUGAUGUCACAGAUGCUCUGGAAGCGAUCCGGAGCAUGGUGUGUGUGCUCUUCUCAGCAUACAUCUGCACCGGCGGAGCUAACCUUACCAAUCCGGUUGAUACCAGUAUCAAAGUGGACGCAGCUGCUUGGGAGGAGCUGAUCAAGCGCGCCAUCGUACCUGAUGUUGAGCGAGAUGAACACGUAUACAAGCUCAUUCAAGUUUGUCAUGAACAGUGGAAGAAGAGAGGAAAUGAACAAAACUCCGCCCUCUAUUUCACUGCUUCCAAAAUUUGUCUUGAGAACCCGUUUCCUCCGUUUAAACCUUCAAAACCUAGGCUUUAACGGAGAUGCCCGGGAAGGGGUGUAGGCCUACCGAACUCUGGUGUGGCACAGUAUUACCAUCAAGCUCGAUAUACCGGUUCAAAGAUCAUGACGUUGAUAAUUAUAUUUUGGUAGAAUUUAAAGCACCUUAGUACACCUCAGUUGUUAUAUAUUAUGGUUGUAAUAGUUUGUGAAAUUUUUGAGUGAAGAUUCCCCGAUUUAUUAUUUGGCAUACUCGAGGUUUUGGUUUUCCCAACUCUGAUGACAGUGGGGGACAAAAGUAUUGUGUUGCAAAAACUUUACAGAAAAAGUGCCAUACAGGUGUGAAUAUUGUAUGUCAUUAUUAUGAAUUCAAACACAAGGCUUGAAAUAUGUUCUGAACCCGAGCGCCGACUCGAGAAUAUAUAUAGGUAUAUAUAUUUCCUCUACGUUCUUUCAGAUGAACCCAAAGGUGAGCACAUAGCCCCUGGCUAUUUCAUUUACCUAUGUAUUUGAGCUGAGUGCCAGACCCUUCAUGACUGGUAUUAGGACAGACCUGAAGCAUGUUGGCCACAAUUACUCAUUUUUAAAUGUUGUACACUUGCACAACUCUGCACACGCAUAGGGAUUCUCAUCUUAGGCCUGGCACCAGAAUUUUUAAUCAAGACAAUCUUAUCUCAUCAAAAUAGAUGUAAAACUAUUUAAAGUUAAAUCGGUCUAGUAUAAAAUCAUUACCGGUAUAUUGAUCCACGUGAGAGGUAAUGGGUUGUCGCAUGUGCGCAACCUUGGAGGGAGAGAUUGAUAUGUACUCAGGGAGUCAUUCUCGGGAACCUCAGAGCCUAGGACCCGCGCGGGGCCUAGGAACUCUGGGGUAAGUAACUUGCGGACCUAAAACCUCACCAAUAUAAUUGGCAUUCUAUGGGUAAGAAAUACUGAAAUACCUCCUGCCGUGGAUGAUGUCUUUUAAAUUAGGCCUUUGAAUUAUUGUUAAUCCUAUAUGUAUACUGCCUUCGUAUAUCUUUGAUUGUUGUCUGUAAUCUACCCUCGGUUAUAUAAAUAAAAGUUGAUAUUUGCGUUAAAAUAAUUAUUGGUCGUUGUUGUGAGAGUGAUUUUUCCGAUUAUACACUUGCGUAUAUUUCGUCGUUCGCAGUGACAAUGAAAAUUAUUCAUCUUAUAAUUUUGUAACAAUGAACCCUGGUACCGGUACAAUUUUAGCUUCUGUUGGUAUUUACGGAUGCUGUCAGCUGUUUUCUAGAAAUUAUAGGGCCAAUCACUGUACCACUUUGCCUUGCAAUAGUUUACAUGUACGAGUAUUAUAACUUAUAAUUCAA